CACAAUGUCCUAAUUGAAAUUAUAUAAAAAUUGUCAAGAUGUUUUUCCUUCGGCUGCAUUGUGACAUGAACAAUGUAUUUUCCCCCUUAUUAUCCCUGUUUUAUAAAUGGUUCAGCAGAGUCGUUAAUAGUUACUUCACCACUCUUAUACCGGUAUUCACACUUCAAUUCGCUGUUACCUAUGUUGUGCCCGACAGUAAACAUCAAUACGGCACACUGAGAAUUACCAGUAGCAGUAAUUGCGAGUUCUAUUAUAAGUGAAUCAGUAAAAGAAAAAAAGUGACAACUUUUGUUUAGGCCCGAUAAUUAAGACCAGCUGUGCACCUGACACAUGUAGGAUAAUUAUUUGAAAAUAUUCACUAAAUAUCCUUAUCCAGUGAGAUUUUUGUUACAGUUGAAUAAUCCUGUCAUUUUGUAGAAUACUAGAUUAAUGUAGGUUUAUAAUAAUAAUAAUAAGGAAAACACCUUAGUUGUAAUACUGAAUUUAAAUAUUAUAUUACAAUAAGCAUCGGAAGGAAAUAUUCCUGUCUAGUAACUUUGAGUGAGAUGUGGUGCUUGGCUACCGGUGUAAACAAACGGUUGCUAGGUCUACCGCGGUGGAGGGAAGUGUCCUGCUUGUUUGUUGCACUCUGCAUUAUAUCCACCAAAAUGUUUUGCAGAUUAACCGAGGGGCAGAAAACGGAUAUCAUGACAAACAUGGGUGUAUAGACGACAGUUAUUUCUGAACACGGAAAUCAUAAUAAACGCGGGAUGCCUCCGGGUCUGGACGCCCCUGUGACCCCAUCGUCACCGUCGUCACCGAGACGUCUAGGGACACCCGGGUCAUCGUCGCAGGCAUCGUCAGGCGGGGGAUCGGGUAAGGCCCCCCAGAAACAGCGGUGGCGCCUCCUGCUGGUGUCGUCGAGGGCCAGACACGUGGGCCCCAUUGCUUGCUCCAUCCUGCCAGGAGUCCUCCUUGUCACCUACAAGUAUGAGACCUCAACACUCGACCACAUCCUCAGUCAGGUCUCCGGAGCUCUGGCAGGGAGGAAAGUGGAGACGUUGGCAGUGGUGCUACAUGGCUCUGAAUCCCAACUUUAUCUGUGUGGCCCUGGAGAGAAGGUGGUGAGCGGACAUUCAGCGGCAGAACAGGUGUCAGUCAGGGAGUUCCUCAGUAGCUUGGUGUCCACCCACGUUGACCGGACAAUGAUGAAUGCCCGCCUCGACUUCUUGGCCGCCCACCCCGCCCACGAUGACCAGGGCGCCCGUAUAGCCUCCACCCUCCACACCCUGCUGGAGAUCCCGGUGACCCUGAGUAAGGACCUACAGGGGUCAGACGUGGAGGUGGUGAGGUGGGGUCCAGAGGGGUCGGUGUCCCUGACCCUGGGAGAGCUGUACUUUGACCUGAAGAAGCUGAAGGAUGCUCUCAAGACAGCGGGCAGUGGAGCCAAGAAGAGGGUGAAGGAUCUUGACCGUGACUAUGAGAAGAUUAGACUUGUUGGCAAAGGAGCCUUCGGGAGCGCCGUCUUGUACCGCCGGAAGGAGGACGAGGCUCUGGUCAUCAUUAAGGAGAUCAACAUGCUGGAGCUGUCUGCCUCGGAGCGUCAAAUGGCUCUCAACGAGGUCAAUGUUCUGGCCAUGCUUGACCACCCCAACAUCAUCAGCUACAUGGACAGCUUCGAGAGGGACACGGUGUUGUGUAUAGAGAUGGAUUACGCUGAUGGUGGGAGCCUGGCGCAGUACCUUACACAGAGGGUGAAGCGUAUUGACGAACGAGAGAUUCUUGUCAUCUUCCACCAAAUUUCUGCAGCUCUCACCUACAUGCAUGAGCACCACAUACUUCACAGGGACCUGAAGACGGCCAAUAUCUUCCUCACCAAGCAGGGGGUGGUGAAGGUGGGGGACUUCGGCAUCAGCAAGAUGAUGAACACCCGCUCAGCUCACGCCCAUACCGUCCUGGGUACACCUUACUACAUCAGCCCCGAGAUGUGUGAGGGGAAGCAGUAUGAUGAGAAGAGUGACAUCUGGGCCCUGGGGUGUAUACUGUAUGAGAUGGCCUGCCUCCAGAAGACCUUUGAGGGCUCCAACCUGCCAGCCCUCGUUAACAAGAUUAUGAAGGGUCAGUUUGCACCAAUCAAGGGUAACUACUCCCCAGGGUUCAAGCAGCUGGUACGUGACCUCCUACAGCGUGACCCAGACUUCCGACCUACCGCUGCUGAGGUUGUAUCAGAGCGCUUACCAGAGCUGUUGGCCCAGUUCUCCUAUGAGGGUCUGGGGGUGGAGGAGAUUGACGACGAACUAAAGCGAUCCAUUGAAGCUGCCAGACAGAAUCAAGCUUCCAGGUCCUCGAGGCCACCGCGAAGUGUUGUGUACCACAUGAAGGUGUACGAUUCCUCUAUCACCCUCAACCCUGUUCCUCUCUCUCCCAGGACACGAGUCAAGGAGAUGGCUGUAUCCAACACACACAUUGUCCUCCUCAGCUCAGAAUGCCUGGUUUACACGUGGGGUGAGGGCAGGAAGGGCCAACUGGGUCACGAGGCACUGGAGGCGUGGCGUGGGAGGCCGACAGUGGUGGAAGCGCUCAAAGGAAAGGCCAUAACAAGGGUGUGUGCUGGGGACGGCUUCUCGGUCUUCGCCUCCGAUAAUGGCAUCGUUAUGACGUGUGGGGAUGGCACCUCUGGCUGUCUCGGUCACGGCGACUGGAACAGCUCCACCAAGCCCAAGCUUAUAGAGCGCUUGCUGGCGGUGGACGUGGGAGGCAUCUGUUGCGGGAGUCAGCAUGUGGUGGUGGUGGCAGCUGAGGGGGACGUGUUCACCUGGGGCCGUGGAGAGGGGGGUAGGCUGGGCACUGGGCAUGAAGACGAUGUGUGCCUGCCGACGGAGAUCGAGCUGCCAGAGGACAUUAUGGUGACGAACGUGAAGUGUGGCGGCGACGGCACCUUACUCAUCACGGACCAGGGCGCCCUCCUCGCCUGCGGCCAGAACACCCGCAACAAACUGGGGCUGAGUGAGGGAGGCGGCCUCUUUAGUAUGAAGUUUAAGAAGGAGGUGGAGAAGGCACUAGUGGCGACGCGGGUGAGGAGCAUAGGAUGCCGGGUGGUGGAUCUGGCCAUGGGUCCCUCACACACUGCUAUCCUUACUGAGACUGGCCAGGUGCUGACGUUUGGUCGUAACAGUGAGGGUCAGCUGGGCCGUGGCAACACCCGCUCCGUCAUCCAGCCCGUCCUCGUCCGCUCCAUGUCUUCCAAGAUCGUCACGAUGGUGCAGUGCGGGUCGACGUUUACUGUGGCUGGCACCCUCGAGAACGCUCUCUACCUGUGGGGCACCAGAGCCAUCAGCCCCCUCACCAGGCCAAACACUCAGGAAGGAUUCACCAACACGUGGGGUCAACGCAGUGGGCUAGGGUCGGCUGUUGUCAACUCCAAAGACCCAGAGUUUAACUUUAAUGCCAAGGAGGAGGAUGACCAACACAAGACUGAUCCUGGCAACUCCACAGCUGAUGGAGGUGGUCCUGGAGGAGGUCGUCGCCGCAGUAGUGGUGGCAGCAGCAACAGUGUGGGGGCGGUGCAGGAGGCAGCCUCCAGACACCAGCGGGAGAUAAGGAUGCGGGAUGUCCUCCUUCACCCUCAAGAAGUUCUCGCGUUGUACGCGUCCCAGACACAGAUCGCCAAGGGGGAGACGGUGAAUCUGGCGGGUCUUCACUGUCAGAACCAGAGCAUCUUCCUCGUGGUUGACACUACGGUUCCUCUACCUAGGGCUGGCAGCACCUUACCAGCGGAGGUGGAAGAGGCAGCAGGAACAAAGAUAGGAAAGGAGAUCGUGGAUAAGAACAAGGAGGAGGUCAUGACGGAGAAUGAAAAACAGAAUGAGAAGCAGGAGAGCGGAUACGAUGAAGAGAUGGAUAGUGUGGGACCGGUUCCUGAUUGGCUGAAGGCAGAGCUGGAUGGGGCUGACGAGGUGUGGCCAGGAGGGAAGAAAGAGGCCAAGAAAAAACCCGCCAGCCGCAAGUCAUCACCAACCAGGAAGUCCUCCAAAUGCGCUGGUAAAGACAACAGGUUUAACAGAUACAACAACAACAACAGACACGGUAGAGUGACAGCCAAGCGUGACCCGCCUUCCGGCGAGCCAGUACGAUCACCGUUUGUUCCCUCCCCGCGGCCUGGUGAACGUAACCAAGGAAAGGCCCAGAAAGGAGGGAAGAAAGAUAACAAGACAAGGAAGCCCAAGAAUCCCCAAGACAACGACAAGAGGAUACAACAGGAGGCAAAGAAGAUGGCAAAGGAGAAGGAGGAAGCCCUUAACCAGGAGAUAGAAAAGCUACGCAGCGAGCUACACCGCCAACAGGAACUACAACAACACAUCAUUGACGAGAAGGUCAAGGAGAUGACCACUGAAGAAAAUGCCGAGAAGGACUCCUCCGUGUGUAGCGUGAUGUAAGAAAGAAUACAAAGAGUGAAGAGAGAAUGUGGGAGGGAGAGAAGGAUCAGUAAAAAGAAAACAGUAACAUGAGGAUACAUAUAUUAGAGGAAAAAUGGGAUAUUAGAGUCAUAUAAUAAGCAGAGACGAACUAAAUAUGAACAACACCUCAAAGAAAUAAAGAUGUUAUAUGUAUCUUGAAGAGCGUAAGACAUAAAUGGCACACAGUAGUAGAUAAGCAUUGCCAUAACUCUGUGUUGAAGUCUCUGAGGUAAAUAAUACUGCAAUCAUAAAUACAAAUAUAAAAAGUUGGUUAGGUUGUUAGGUUGAGAUGAUACGUGUAGGAGAAAGAUGACCAACAAAUAGAUCCAGAUUAGUUUAGCAGAAUAUGAAUGAUAUAAAAGGGGAAAUUUAUUAAUAAUACCUUUAUAAAGAUACUUUACUUUAUUUAAGGGAACAGUCACAAAAAUACUUGAGAAAAUGCAAUGAAUAAAUUUUAGGAAACUAGUACAAAUGAAAUCAAGAGAAUUGGUAAGAAAAAUGUGAAUUGAUCUGUUAUGGUGCAAAGACUCUUAUAAUGUGUAAAUGCUAAACAGUUAAUGAAAAAAGGCAAUUGUUAAGACUUGUUGAGAAGCCGCUGCAUUCAGUUCCACAGAAAACGACCUACAACUGAAGUGAGGAAAAAGUGGUAGAGGAAGAUCGCGAAGACGUACUUGUGAAGUUAUAUUUUUUGUAAUAUCUUCAACUGUUCUCACUUCAUAUUUCAUUCUGGCUUGCAUUAUCCUCUUGUUUUCUCUCAUUUCUCCCUCUUUCUUUUUCAGCUUCGCUUCCUUUCUCUCUACUCAUUCUGUGAUUCAGUGCUUUUGGUGAGCUCAUAUAAUACGAAAGAUUAACUGUGAUACUCUGUCUUGUACUAUAUAUAUAAUGGUUAGGUUAGGUUGGCCCCACUUAGGAUUGUGGUCUUUUAGGAGUGGGACCUACUAGGACUGAGACCUACUUGGACAUAUGAGGAUAGGGACCUAAUGACUAGAAUCCAUUUAACCCACAACCAAUUGAAAGUGAGUUUGUGUCUAUUACAUACUUGUCUCAUGGAAUGUCUCUCUAACAGUUGUACAUAAAUAUCUACCGUUUUCUUCCUUCCUGUGUGUGUGUUUGUAUGGCAGGUUAUAACUAAUGUAUGUUUUUGUGUAUCUUAUUUGAUAUUAUUAUUAUUAAUAUUAUUAUUAUUAUUAUUAUUAUUAUUAUUAUUAUUAUUAUUAUUAUUAUUAUUAUUAUGAUGAUGAUGAAUCUACACUGACGACACUUGUCAUCAUCAACAUUUUAUGGCCCUUCUCCGCUUGCAUGGAGUUGUUUGACGGAACAUAGGGGGUGGUUUUUUUGACCACACUUGUGGGGUUGUAGUUUGACAAGACCUGUGGAUGUGGUGUGGCUAAAUUUGUGGGUGUAGUUGGAGGAAACUUUAUAAAGAAUAACACUGUUUAGUUUCUCCCCAACAAAUAAAUAACACAUACUGUAACUAACAAACAGAACUUGGUCCAUCACAUUAGGUCACGGUACUGUAUCUUGUUAAGUUAUUUCAUAUACGUAUAAUUAAAUAAAGGGGCAUUUGUUUUUAUCUUCUUUAUCUUUUGUAAGUAAAUUAUUUUUACAAUUUGUAGUAUGUAUUACACUAGUACAGUAAUAGCAGUAGUUUUAGGAGCAGUAAUGAUAGUACAAUAGUUGUUAUAGUGAUAAUAACAGUAGUAUAGUAGUAGCAGUAAUGGUAGUACAAUAGUUGUUAUAGUGAUAAUAACAGUAGUAUAGUAGUAGCAGUAAUGGUAGUACAAUAGUUGUUUAUAACAGUAGUACUGUAGUAGAAGUAGCAGUAAUAAAUUGUUUUUUGACUCAUUAUUUUGUGUUACGUAAUGUGUGUGAUGCCCGCCUCCACUGAUCUGCACAAGGGAGUUAAUAUGUUCACUUGACAAUGCAGAUAGCCAGUGACUCAUCACAAUUAUCUUCAUAUUCUUUAAUUUUGUCUUUGAUUUCAUGACAUUAACUCUUGACACAACUCACUGGAUAUAUGAUGUAAUUAUAACUGUAGCUAUGAACUGUAAUACAGUACAGUACUGUAUCUGCCAAAUACGUACUUAAUAAUUAAAUUUUGUUAUUUGA
Molecule: messenger RNA, 6545 nt
Organism: Homarus americanus (American lobster)
Lineage: Eukaryota; Metazoa; Arthropoda; Malacostraca; Decapoda; Nephropidae
Product: serine/threonine-protein kinase Nek8-like
Exons: 25
Coding region: 750-4415 (1221 amino acids)
Biological process (GO): protein phosphorylation
Molecular function (GO): protein kinase activity; ATP binding
Source: RefSeq, a predicted model, not a curated record